UUACCAUCUCUCGGAUGCGAUCCGUCUCGAUCCCAGCUGAGCAGCAUUAUCAUUAUUAUAUUUCCUCAAUAAUAAUUCCAUGCCCGGCCAGCCUCUUCAACGCAACCACACCAUGCCGCAGCCCGUCGUCGGUGGGGUCAGGCUCGCAAUAUGGACCGGUUUCGCCGUCAUUUUGCUGGCCUCGCCGGUGCAUGGGCUGGGCGUAAACUGGGGCACCCAAGCCGCCCAGUUUCUGAACCCUUCCAUCAUCGUCCAGAUGCUCAAGGACAACCACAUUGACAAAGUCAAGCUCUUCGACUCCGACCACUGGACUGUCAACUUCUUCGCCGGCACCGGCAUCGAGGUCCUUCCCGGUAUCCCCAACAAUCAGCUCGAGAGGUUUGCCGAUGAUCUUGACAAUGCCAAGGAUUGGGUUAAGGCAAAUAUUAGUUCCCAUAUACACGAUGGAGGCGUCAAGAUCAAGCACGUAGCCGUUGGAAAUGAGCCGUUCUUGAAGGCGUACAAUGGAUCGUUCAAGGAUCUAGUAUUUCCGGCAUUGAAGAACAUCCAGAAGGCUCUCGAUGAAGCCGGUCUUGGAAAUAAGAUCAAAGCGACCAUCCCCCAAAACGCUGACGUAUACGCAUCCGGCACCGGCGGUCCGUCCGAAGGCAAUUUCCGGUCGGACAUCAGGGAUCUCAUGAUCAAGAUUUGCCGUUAUCUCCGGGACCACAGAGCUCCAUUCAUGGUCAACAUUUACCCUUUCCUUAGUCUCUACGAAAACAAGAACUUCCCCGUCGAGUUCGCCUUCUUCGACGGCCGCGCCAAGUCCGUUCAUGACAAAGGAGCGACAUACACGAAUAUGUUCGAUGCUAACUUGGAUACGCUAAUAUGGUCGUUGAGGAAAGCGAAAUGCGGGGACGUGAAUGUGAUUGUAGGGGAGAUCGGGUGGCCGACGGACGGGAACAAGAACGCCAACAUGAAAAUGGCGGAGAAAUUCUACAAGGGAUUUCUGAGGAAAAUGGCGAAGAAGGAAGGCACGCCGGUGCACAAGGGGGUCGUGGAGUUCUACCUCUUCAGUUUAACCGACGAGAACGCAAAGAGCAUAGCGCCGGGGGAGUUCGAGCGGCACUGGGGGAUAUUCGGGUACGACGGCAAGCCCAAAUUCCCGAUCGACUUCACCGGCCGCGGGAACGACAGGAUGCCGGUGGGCGCCAAGAACGUGCCGUACCUCCCGGCGCAGUGGUGCGUGCUGGACAACGAACAGAAAGACUCACACGCCGUCGGGAGUAACCUCGGGUACGCUUGCUCGAUGUCGGAUUGCUCGGCGCUGGUGCCCGGCGCGUCCUGCAACGAUCUGGACAUGCCCAGCCGCGCGUCCUACGCGUUCAACAUGUAUUUCCAGAUCAACAACCAGGACGUGGAGGCUUGCAACUUCGAAGGGCUGGCCAAGAUUGUGAAGCAUAAUGCCUCCACCAACGGCUGCCUGUUCCCCGUUGCGUUGGAGAGUGCUGCCACCAGAAGCGGUGGGAUCACCGCCGUCUUUGCCGGGAUCUUCUUCUUCUGCUUAGCGCUCUUAUAGAACGGGAUUUUCCCGAAUUAAGGGUUGCAGGCUCUCUCGUAAAUUAAAUAAAAUAUUCAUUUGUAAUGUAAUUGAGAAUAUUCCCAAAAAGA
Messenger RNA from Ipomoea nil (Japanese morning glory), 1650 nucleotides. Its product is annotated as glucan endo-1,3-beta-glucosidase 8-like. The coding region runs from base 80 to 1558 and encodes 492 amino acids. Gene Ontology annotation, biological process: carbohydrate metabolic process. Gene Ontology annotation, molecular function: hydrolase activity, hydrolyzing O-glycosyl compounds. The transcript has 3 exons. Lineage: Eukaryota; Viridiplantae; Streptophyta; Magnoliopsida; Solanales; Convolvulaceae. The record is from RefSeq and is a predicted model, not a curated record. Gene Ontology annotation, cellular component: plasma membrane.